UCAAACGGAUCCUUUCCUAAUUUCCCCCUGUGCACUGAGGACCAGGCUGCUUUUGUAAUCUGUAGCAUUUUAUUGGUCUUGUUUUGGGAUCGCGACCUACUGGACUAUUUGAGUUCUAACGCCCAAAUCAUUUAGUAAAAGCACGUGGAAAUGUGUUUUCCUCGGACGGAAGAAGAAGUGCAUCACCAGAGUCGCGUUAUUUUAGUAGAUUGAUAAUAGGCUGAAUACUAGAGAGCGCGACAACUCAGCUCAGUCAUCGUAAUUCCUGGUUUCCAGUGCAUCGGAAGGGAAUUUGGUGGCUCUGGCAAAGCUGGCAUCGUCUCAUCGGGAUGAUAAAGCGCAAAGCUGAUGGGUUUGGUGUGUGUCGGUGCAGCGGCUGCGGAAUGAGCGCUGACCCGCCCGGCUCCGACGUGUGGGAGGGAGUUCCCCUGCUUUUCUGUCAUUGGUUAAUAUUUUAUUCUGUUGACAUGUUUUCUUACUGCUAAUGCUUCCGACACCUUCUUGUCCACCCCCUCUCUUCUUGGGCCUGGCCGGAGCUGUCAGAACCACGCCUAUGGAGGCUCACAAUUGGUCCGAAAAGCGUAAAAUCAGCAAUCAAGGGGGCUUGGUUCAUUAGUACUGGGACGGAGCAGGAAGGACGUGUGAGAGUUACAGUUGCGCAGUGGACAGGGCAGGAACUCAAGCCGCUUCGCUUCUCUCUUAGACUAUGAGAUGGACAUCAGCGUCCACAGACUGAUCCUGUUUUUAUGAGAGCGGCAGGAAACCGACACACUUUCAGAGUGUCUCUGCGCUCACUUUGACCUCCAAGACUUGGUGAAAUCGGCAGCUAAAGGGACCCUGAAGUGCUGGUUCCCUUCUGCCUCUGCUCUCUUUUCAGCGACAAUACAGAAACUUUGUGCUGUAGUCGAGGAUCAGGCUACCUCAGCUCUUUCCUCUCUUUACACUCUUAUAAGAGGACGGUAUAUUCCUGCUGGAUAAGCGCCGCUGUGAAAGGAAAAAACAUUACUUAAAUAUCACAUUUUUCAGCGAUUUUGGAUGCACCGAUGAGAGAUCCAGUUUUUUCAGGCAGUGCCAUGGCUUAUCACCCUUUCCACGCUCACCGGCCCACCGACUUCCCCAUGUCAGCGUUCCUGGCGGCCGCUCAGCCCUCCUUCUUCCCGGCUCUAGCGCUGCCGCCCGCUGCUCUCACCAAGCCGCUCCCGGAGCACAGUCUGGCCGGAGCCGCCGAGGCAGCGCUCCAUCCGGCGCUCACUCACCACCACCAGGCCGCUCAUCUCCGCAGCCUCAAAAGUCUCGAGCCGGAGGAAGAGGUGGAAGAUGAUCCAAAAGUCACACUGGAAGCGAAGGAUCUAUGGGACCAGUUCCACAAAUUAGGAACAGAAAUGGUUAUUACUAAAUCUGGCAGGAGAAUGUUUCCUCCUUUUAAAGUCCGAAUAAACGGACUUGACAAAAAGGCUAAAUAUAUUUUGUUGAUGGAUAUUGUGGCCGCUGAUGACUGCCGCUAUAAGUUCCAUAACUCGCGCUGGAUGGUGGCGGGGAAGGCCGACCCGGAGAUGCCCAAGCGCAUGUACAUCCACCCGGAUAGUCCAGCUACAGGAGAGCAGUGGAUGGCAAAACCUGUCGCUUUCCAUAAGCUCAAACUGACGAACAACAUUUCAGACAAGCAUGGAUUUGCUUUUAUAGGCUCGGUGAUGCAGCUACAGCCUGAAACAUUUUAUCGUAGGCCUAAACCAACUAUACUGAAUUCAAUGCAUAAAUACCAGCCGAGGUUCCAUAUUGUGAGGGCCAACGAUAUUCUGAAGCUUCCCUACAGCACUUUCAGGACAUAUGUGUUUCCCGAGACGGAAUUCAUUGCUGUCACUGCCUAUCAAAACGACAAGAUUACGCAGCUGAAGAUUGAUAAUAAUCCCUUUGCAAAAGGUUUCAGAGAUACGGGAAAUGGAAGGAGGGAGAAAAGGAAGCAGUUAACUCUGCCCUCCUUACACAUGUAUGAGGUUGGUCAGUGUAAAGUGGAUCGGGAAGGCGCAGACUCGGACGCGUCCUCAGGCGAGCAGGCCGCCGCCAGGGACUCUGUUCAUUCCCCUCUCGGACCUGCAGCGAGUCCUCUCCCUUUCCCCAGAGCCAGCAGAGAGGAUAAAGCUUGCACUGAUAGUGAACAUGAAGCUGAGCACCAAGAGGAUCACUGUGGAAGAUCGAGCAGUCCUAAACCUCCAUCUCCAUUCAGCCCCAGAUGUGAGGAGCGGUCGAGAGAGAGAUCGAACUCUGAGAAGAAGGAGGACUAUUCGGAUUCAAGAAAGCAAAAUGAGUCCAUAUUCAGCAGCCUGGGCAACCUCGACAAAGAUAAACUGGAGAACAAGCACAGGAAAGAUAGUACAGAGUCGUCUAAGAAAGACAUGGACAUUGGAGGUCUUAGCGGAAGUAAAGACAGUUUCUCACCCCUUGUGGUCCAGACAGAGAGUCCAUCACAUUUCGGAGCAGGACAUCUGCAGAGUCUAGCUCUCUCUGGCCUGCACAGUCAACAGUUCUUUAACCCUCUGAAUACCGGACAGCCUCUGCUCUUUCACCCAGGACAGUUUGCGAUGGGCCCUGGAGCAUUUUCAGCUAUGGGUAUGGGACAUCUACUGGCUUCAGUAUCAGGAACAAGCGGCUUGGAGAAUGGCAGCCUUUCGGCACAGGGAGCCGGAAGUAGCCCUAAUCCAUUUCCCUUUCACCUGUCUCAGCACAUGCUAGCCUCUCAGGGUAUCCCCAUGCCUCCAUUUGGUGGUCUGUUCCCCUACCCGUACACGUACAUGGCUGCAGCAGCUGCUGCGGCCUCUGCGCUCCCCACCAGCACCUCCUCCUCUUCUCUCUCCCGGAACCCGUUCCUGAACAGCUCGCGGCCGCGGCUCCGCUUCAGCCCCUAUCAGCUUCCAGUGGCUAUUCCUCAAAGCACAAACCUGCUUACCACCGGAUUGCCAGGUGGCCUGAAUCCCUCAUCAGAUUCCUCAAAAUCAGGCAGCAGGGAGGCUAGUCCUGUGCCCGAUCAACACAACCAUAAAGCCACGUCCUCUCAGAGAAACGUCUCUCCCAAAGCCACACUGAAGGAGUCCAUCAAUGAACUGCAGAACAUCCAGAGGCUAGUGAGUGGCCUGGAAAGCCAAAGGGAGCUAUCCUCACCCAGGAACUCUCCCAAAUGAGCCAGGAUCAAAUACAAACCUAUCCAGGGCAUGACUUGAACUGGCAGAGGAUAUGUUCUUAUAAAGUGGCUAUCUGAAGGAUGUUCGUU
This is a messenger RNA of Neoarius graeffei (lesser salmon catfish), 3265 nucleotides long. It is a transcript of the gene tbx2b, whose product is annotated as T-box transcription factor 2b. Lineage: Eukaryota; Metazoa; Chordata; Actinopteri; Siluriformes; Ariidae. Gene Ontology annotation, molecular function: RNA polymerase II cis-regulatory region sequence-specific DNA binding; DNA-binding transcription factor activity, RNA polymerase II-specific. Gene Ontology annotation, biological process: regulation of transcription by RNA polymerase II; cell fate specification; positive regulation of DNA-templated transcription. The coding region runs from base 1044 to 3176 and encodes 710 amino acids. Gene Ontology annotation, cellular component: nucleus. The record is from RefSeq and is a predicted model, not a curated record. The transcript has 8 exons.